This is a messenger RNA of Anopheles stephensi (Asian malaria mosquito), 1152 nucleotides long. It is a transcript of the gene Ankrd49, whose product is annotated as ankyrin repeat domain-containing protein 49. The record is from RefSeq and is a predicted model, not a curated record. Bases 99 to 803 code for a protein of 234 amino acids. Lineage: Eukaryota; Metazoa; Arthropoda; Insecta; Diptera; Culicidae. The transcript has 2 exons. Gene Ontology annotation, molecular function: protein binding.
AUAGCUACGCAGCGAAAUCAAAACAAACAAAAUCAAACGAAUUUGCCCGCACUCGGUCCACUGCAUUGCAAUUGAACUGGUUCCUUAUCGCAGGUGAAAUGUCCAACAGAACAUUAAACGAUUGGGAUACGAUUGCGAAAACAUUAACCAAGGAUGAUGCAGCUGAAGAGGAUGAGGAAAUGGACACACUCGAAGCGCUGGAGGCAAAGAUGAGCAAAGUGCCCCGUGGGAUGUUUGUAAGCGGCUGGGACGAUGCGGACGAUUUGAUCGAGGAAGACAAAGACCCGAAAGCCAGCAUCGUGCGCCACGUGCUGUGGGCUGCCGGAGAGAACAAACUGGAGAUUGUGGAGAGCAUAGUAAGCCGUAAGCCGGAUGUUGUUCAUGCUAUCGAUAGCGAUGGUUACACACCGCUGCAUAAGGCGUGCUAUAAUAAUAAUCGCGAGAUGGCCCUGCUGUUGUUACGAUACGGUGCUAAUCCUAAUGCCCGCACCGACAUGGGAUGGACACCGUUGCAUUCGGCCUGCAAGUGGAAUAAUGCACCGUGUGCCGCGUUAAUGCUGCAACAUGGAGCUGACGUGAAUGCUCCCUCGGAUGGUGAUCAAACGCCGCUGCACAUUGCCGUUACGGUGUCGAGUUGCCGGUCAACGUUGCUGACGCUGCUUAUGAACGCCCGGUGUGAUCCGGAGCGUAGGAACAAUUCGGAUGAAACGGCCGAACAGAUAGCGAAACGAAGCGGCGAUUCCUUUCCUAUGUUUGCGAUGGCUCACUCGGCCUUUACGGUCGAAACAGGGGUGAUCGAUUAAGGGAGACGAGAUAAUUUGAACGGACAAUGGAACACAAUUGAUUGAAAAGAACUGUGCAUUAUCGCGGCCAGUUGUUGCUUCCCUCAAUCAAUAUUCCUUUAUCUCUCUCUCUCUCUCUCUCUCUUUCGACAAUGCAAACGGUCUGCGCGCCACGAAGUGAUAUGAUUGGAACACAUUGGUUACAAAUUAAAUUAUGCAACGAUGAACCGGGCCCGGAGUCGUAAUUGCUGAAAUUUCUAAUUCAUUUUAUUUAUUAGAAAAAAAUGCAAUAAUGCUACCUUUCACGGGGAAAUGCAUUACUGAGAAAAAACAGAAUUAUGUAAAUAAAGAAAGAUCGUUGCUCAGUUCA